Lates calcarifer (barramundi perch) is the source of this 10084-nucleotide messenger RNA. It is a transcript of the gene bnc2, whose product is annotated as basonuclin 2. The coding region runs from base 1097 to 5128 and encodes 1343 amino acids. The record is from RefSeq and is a predicted model, not a curated record. The transcript is spliced from 7 exons. Gene Ontology annotation, cellular component: nucleus. Gene Ontology annotation, biological process: regulation of DNA-templated transcription. NCBI's taxonomy places the organism in Eukaryota, Metazoa, Chordata, Actinopteri, Centropomidae.
UGAAGUGCAGUGUGUAGCAUGAAAAAAAAGUUCACACAGCUUUUCUCAGAUGGAAAGAAAUUCCAAAACAUUUGUGUUUAUUUUCUAUAAUUUAUUUCCCCUUUGGCCACAUUCGAUCCACGGUACUACAGAGAAUAUUGUUUAAAGUAAAUACAGAUUAUUUUACCUACAACAAUACAUCUAAGUUAAACACAAACACAGGCUGAAUAUCAUUGAAUCAUUUUUCAACUGUUUCUAGCAGCUGUACUGCGCGACUCUGCCGAUUUCUUGUCUCGGGGCUAAGGCUUUUCUGGCACAUUUUUUGUCGCACGCAGAUGAGACUCCUCAUCCUGACAUAACACCGUAAAUCAACUCAUCGGGCAUAGAAAGUCUCUGGACCCACAGUCACACACACACACACAUAAACACACACAUGCGGCGUGUACAACACUGGUCUGAAUUCAGCCAGCAUUAACACAGCAGCCACCUUCUCUGAGCCCGGACCGUCCGCAGCUCUCCUCUCGGCGCACUGCGCUGACUCUGCAGAAGGAAAUCAUCGGGGGAGUGUAGGAAGGCGGUUUUUUUUUUUUUUUUUCGUUUUUCCUCAAGGUAGGACAAGCAGUUAGAACCCAGCUCCUGGUUGUCAGCGAUCCCCAGCUGUCUCCCUGGCUUCAGUUUUCGGUUUGACGGGGGGAAAGAAGAAGAGGAGGAAGAAGAAGAAGAAGAAGUAGAAGAGCGGACACAGAGUCGUGGUCGUGCGUUCCUCUGCCGCGAGACCGACGCGUUUCCAAACGUCUUGACGCGCGGUUUCUUCCCCCCUCCACGGGUGAAGCAGCUCACCCCCAGCCAGCCCCCCGCCCCCCCCCCCCGGGCACACGAGUGAUUCUCGGGGAUAAAAAAUAAAACUGAGUGACUGUUUUUCCCUCGUUACGACCUAAAAGUGUGACAAAAGGCGAUGAGAAGUUUGUGAAAAGACACGGAGCAGCGAAUCACCUCAGACGCGGACAGCAGUGAAGAGGAGAAAGUUCCCCACUUGAGGGCGAAAGCCGACUUUUAGAGGACGCCAAGUUUGAAAAGUGCCAGGAGCUCCGGGGUCUGUGAGAUACAACAUGCAGCAAUGUCCAAAGAGGCAGAGUUGGAUGUGAGAGGCAGUGAGUGCGACACAGUCCCACCAGAGCCCAGCAAAGACCCACAACUACCCAGGCCACCUCCAGCUGAGGCGAACAAACCCAACGGCACCGCUGGCGUUUGCACGAGCAUCCCCUCCAGUAGCCACAGUAGCAGCAGCAGCACCACCACCACCACCACCACCACCUCCACAAGCAGCAGCAGCAGCAGCAGAAGUGGUCUGGGUGGCAUUAGCAUCGUUAGCAGCAGCAGCAGCAGCGGCGCUGAGGGAGCAGGCGAAAGCUCCAUGCAGUUCAGCACCAGACCGCCUAGUGCUGAGCAGCCGGGCUUCAUGGGGACAUGGCAGCAGCAGAGCACUGACAGCAACCUCCUCUACAGAAUGUCCCAGCAGGGUGCUGUAACCCGGCUUCCUUUGAAGUGCGACAGGUCGACUAUGGGCCGAGACCUGGAGGAGGCCAUUCGCUGCACAUUGGUGAACUGCACAUGUGAGUGUUUCCAGCCGGGGAAGAUUCACUUACGAACAUGUGACCAGUGCAAACAUGGCUGGGUAGCUCACGCUCUGGACAAGCUCAGCACCCAGCACCUCUACCACCCAACCCAGGUGGAGAUCGUUCAGUCCAACGUGGUGUUUGACAUCAGCAGCCUGAUGCUAUACGGCACCCAGGCCGUGCCCGUCAGGCUCAAGAUCCUCCUCGACCGCCUCUUCUCCGUGCUCAAGCAGGAAGAGGUGCUGCACAUCCUGCACGGCCUGGGCUGGACCCUCCGAGACUACGUCAGGGGCUACAUCCUGCAGGAUGCUGCAGGCAAGGUGCUGGACCGCUGGACCAUCAUGUCCCGAGAAGAGGAGAUCAUCACCCUGCAGCAAUUUCUGCGCUUUGGUGAGACCAAGUCUAUUGUGGAGCUGAUGGCCAUUCAGGAGAAGGAAGGUCAGGCAGUAACAGUUCCCUCCUCGAAGACAGACUCCGGUAUUAGGACAUUCAUUGAAAGCAACAACAGGACCCGCAGCCCCGGACUCCUGACACAUCUGGAAAACAGUAGCCCAUCAAGCAUUCACCAUUUCGAGAAUAUCCCCAACAGCUUAGCCUUCCUCCUGCCUUUCCAGUAUAUCAACCCAGUCUCUGCCCCCAUGCUCGGCUUGCCCCCUAAUGGCCUGCCUAUGGAGCAGUCUGCCCUCCGGCUCAGGGAGCCCAGCCUGCCAAACCAAGGUGAACAGGUAGAGACCAGUGAGUCAGAAGUGUCCCUGUCACCCUUCCGCACAGGCCAGAGCCCUAGCCGUGGAGCCCUGGGAGUCAUUAACAACAUUGAACCCAAGACAGAACCCAACAACAGGGCAUCACCCAUCUCGCCAACCCCUUCCACCCAGCAAGCUCAACAGCAGCAGCAACAGCAGACACAGCUCCAGCAGCAACAGGGCCAACAGCAAUCCCAAAAUCAACCACAGCAAUCCAACAGCCUGAGUGACCACCAAGUUCACCACCACUUCAUAAAGGAUGAGCAGUCUAAAACCAUCACCCAUCCUUCCUUUUCCUCCAAGAUGCAUCGCAUGCGCCGCAUGGGAGCCACUUCACGCAAGGGUCGAGUGUGCUGCAACUCUUGUGGCAAAACCUUUUAUGACAAAGGCACACUUAAGAUACACUAUAAUGCUGUUCACUUGAAGAUUAAACAUCGUUGCACCAUCGAGGGCUGCAAUAUGGUCUUCAGCUCACUGCGCAGCCGCAACCGUCACAGUGCCAAUCCCAAUCCACGGUUGCACAUGCCUAUGCUGCGUAAUAACCGCGACAAAGACCUUAUCCGUGCCAAUUCGACCACUGGCACGCCUGUCAUCUCAAGCACCAAGAAUGGUGGCUUCACACUCACCAGCCCUGGAAGGCCACCACUGGGCUUCACCACUCCACCGGUAGACCCUAUGCUCCAGUCACCCCUGCAGAGUCCACUGGUGUUCCCCUCCCUGAAGUCAGUGCAGCCAGUCCAGCCAGUGCCCCCAUUCUACCGUACGCUCCUGUCCCCCGCUGAUCUCGUCAGUCCUCCAGUGUCACUGCCCACCAGCCCCAUCCUGCCCACCACCACUAACAGUACCACCCUGAUGGACCAGCAACAGCAGAUCUUGGCUGCUGCAGCUGUGGCUUCACAUAAUAAUGUUCAUGUGUCAGAGGCAGGGCCCAUGUCUCACCGUUUACCUACACCUACUGCCAAUCAGGACCUCACCAGUGGCAGCAGUGAUCCCACACCCAAAAAGAAGCCUCGUAAAUCUAGCAUGCCAGUGAAGAUUGAGAAGGAAGUGAUUGAUGUGGCAGACGAAUAUGAGGACAAAGAUGAAGAUGAUGAUGAUAACAUCCAUCAAAAUCACCACCAUCACCAGUCAUCCCUUCUUCACAACAAUAUCAAAAUGAAUGGUAACUGUAACAGCAACAACAGUGGCAGUGGUACUGGGAACCACAGUGGUGGUAGUGGGCAGCAAUCCCCAUCUCAGGAUGAGAUGAGCCCUGGCUUAGCUCUGAGAGGCAUGAUGAGACAGAGUGAAGACGAAUGCCGGGAAGGGACUGGUAGUGACAGUAGGGGUGGAAAUGAUCUGCGAGGCUCUGGUGAGCUACGCUGCAUGGACAGCUUCACCUCUGAGGACCAGGACCAUGAAAGAGACUUCGAGAAUGAGUCUGAGACCUCUGAUUCCAAGAUGUUCUACCGUGAUGAGCUCAUGGAUGUGGAUGAACAUCAAAAACACAGCAGGGGUGGAAGGGGUCUGGACAAGGAACAGGAUGAUGAGGGUGGUGAGGAAGCCCAUUUGAGAAAGGAAAUGGAAGGAAAGGGCCAUUCCUCACCCUCCCCUCAUCAGCCCCCUAUCAAGAUCAAGGAAGAACUCAACGAUCCUACUUAUGACAUGUUUUGCAUGGGCCAGUAUGGCCUCUAUAAUGGAGGCAUGGCAGCAGCUGCUGCCGCUGCUGCAAGUAUGGCUGCCCUGCAUGAGAGCUUCAUCUCUUCGAUGGGCUACGGUUCUAGCCCACCCAAAUUCCCUUCUUCUCAAUCACCAGAGGGAGAUCCAUGCUCAAGUCCUGACCCCAAGAUCUGCUAUGUGUGUAAGAAGAGCUUCAAGAGCUCCUAUAGCAUGAAACUGCACUACAAGAAUGUGCACCUCAAAGAGAUGCAUGUGUGCACUGUGGCUGGCUGCAAUGCUGCAUUCCCUUCACGGCGGAGCCGAGACAGGCACAGCUCCAACAUCAACCUGCACCGCAAACUGCUGACCAAAGAGCUGGACGACAUUGUCCUGGACCCCCAACUCACGCCACUGCCCAAGGACCUGCGAGCCGAGUUACUGGCCAAGAUCUACGCCGGGCACCACAUGGGCUUGGACCCUAUGGCAGGGAUGGGCAUCGGAGGCGGCAGCCUCGGACCCACCGGCCUGAACCACGAUGCCCGUUCCCCCAUGAGCAUUGAGUAUCCCCAGCACCGUCUCAACCACAUCCUUAAAAAUCACCACACCAAUGGCUUCUCCCAGGGCCACCCAGAUGACUACAUGGUGCUGGACCUGAGCACCACAUCUAGUGUUCAAUCCAGCAGCAGUGUCCACUCCUCACACGAGUCAGACGAGGGCAGUGACGAGGGCAUCCUAUUGGAUGACCUGGAGGAGGAGGAGGGAGAAGAGGAUGAGGAGGAGGGCAACAGUGAGGGGGAGGACUGCUCCCAGCGUGCUGGGAGGCGAGCUGACGGUGGGCAUCAGGAUGAGACUGGAGAACUCAGAGGAGAAGGACAUGGUGAGAGGUUGGAGUCUUCCUCCUCACCAUUCCUCCUUUCGUCCACCGGGGGCAGUAAUGGUGGCAGCAGUGGCAUCCUCUGCAACAUCUGCCACAAAAUGUACAGCAACAAAGGGACUCUGCGCGUGCACUACAAGACUGUGCACCUGCGAGAGAUGCACAAGUGCAAAAUCCCCGGUUGCAACAUGGUGUUCAGCUCGGUGCGCAGCCGUAACCGACACUCUCAGAACCCCAACCUCCAUAAAAACAUGCCCUUCUCUACAAUAAUAGACUAAAUAAUGACUUUCUACUCUACCCUCCUGUCAGUCUGCCCGCUCCUCCCUUCAUUCCUCAUCCUUAUUCCUCCUCAAAUUAGCUUUUAACCCCAGCCCAGGGCCAUCAAAUACAAGCUAAGUGCUUGUAUGCCUCCUGCCCGUCCUCUGUAAGUCAUUGCAAGACAUUUCUAUGUCCCUCUAUAAAAUUCAUCAACUCUAAAUACAGUUUAUUAUCGUGACCUUUGACUUUUCCCUCUUUGGAAGAACAGGAUGACACUCUGAGUAUGGAGUUUGAUUUAUAGCAAAACUCCAGUUUUUUGUUUUUUUCAUAAGCCCCUCCAUCUUUCCUUUCAAACUUCUCCCCACUUUGUUUUUAUGUCCGUCUCCAAAGAAUCUAUUCAAACUCUUAUUUGUGACUUUGCCUGCAGAAACGAUAGUAUUGAAAAAAAAAAAGAAAAAAGAAAAAAAAGAAAAACCUUCUUGUUGUAUUUGUGUAAUGAUAGCUUUUAAAUGAACCCCUUACAAAAGCAUGACAGCUUCAUUUGUAAAUAAUGUCCCAAGAGGCUUUUGGUGUAAAAAGAGUUGUGUUGAUGGUUGUUUGCUUCUUUUUUCUCUCUCUCUUUAUGGUUUUAUGUUACAGUCCAGUACAAUACUUCCAGCUAUAGGCAAGAAAGAGGUAGCAUCUUACUAGCUUGAUUCAUUUAUGUUAGCUUCAAAGACAUGUUUUAAACUGAGUCCUAGGAAAAAAAAGAAUAUCAUGUGACUUGCUUUAUCUACUUGUUAGGUAUUCAGAGGUUGCCGGCAUGCUUUUUUAGGCUCCUACACUGAUAUCAUUCUCUGUAUUUCUCUUGAUUUUAUUUUAUUUUUUUUGUCUGUUAUGUUUAUGAGCUUUAGUAUACUAAUUCAGUUUUUGCACUUUGCAUCUAUACAAGGGGAUGUGUAAUAUUAUUAUAAUGAGGAGUUUUGCAAUGGUGAGUUUAGGUGUUGUUCGGGGUCAUUGAUGGCUAUAGUGCCAAGGGAAAUGACAGUACCUUCAACAUUACUUGUGCCAGUUUCUUUUGCACGUGCUCAGUUUCAAACACAGUUUCAUAACAGAAAACUUCCCUGAACAAAGCCUGAGAUCUUCCCCUAAACCUAAAAAACAAACAAAAAAAAGAAAAAGAAAACAGUGUAUUCAGAGAGAGGUGUCUCCAAGGUGUCUUGCUUCAAAACUAAUCCACGUGUGACUGAAUUAUAAACUGCUGUUUCACAAACACAAAGGAGUUAAAUAUUGAUAAAGUAUCUCCUCUUUAUGUUAAAGGAGAAAUUUGUGUACCACUUAUGAUCACAGUAACAACAAUUACUUCAGCGGUUUAGUGAGGUCAUCUGUGUAAAGCAUGACAUUAUUGUGAAAUUGUUAGCAAUGCAAGAGCUCAUGUUUGUUCUCACAAAAGGCAUCUUAAUGAAAUAUGAAUGUCCCAUAGAUUUGAAAAAAAAGAAAAAAAAAGAUGAAACUAGUCCUUCAACUGUGACCAAAACAAAAAGUGUUCGCUUAAGAAAAGCUGUUUCAGUGUAACAUUGUACUCAAAUCAUGCCCCAUUGGAUUAAUAUGAUGCACUUGAGUCUUAAAUCUUUUGCUGUGAUAUUUUCGGUAUCGGUUUCCAUUGCUGAGUGUCGGCUACAAAUGUACUCUAUGAAAAAUGUUUUGCCAUUUUCCUGGCUGCUGGUUGCAGCUGUUUUUAACCUGUCCACAACUGUCUUAUACGGUACAAAUAUUUCCAGUAACUGGGCAAAGUAGCCACGGGAAGGGGUAUUUAUUGGUGGAUGAUGUAUCUUCAUGGAGAUGUUUUUGUCCAGUAUAAGAAUAUUUUUUGUAAAAAGACAAAAAAUAGAGAUUGUUCCUCAGUUCAACUUGUUUAUCAAUGUAUUAGCAAUGCCAUGUGUUACUAUACAAGGAGAUCUUCUCUUACUUGACUGGUGCUACACACAGAGGGAAAAAUAUGCAGUGUUAUGUGGUGUGCUGUACAGUAUUCACAACACCUUACAUCCAUAACAGUGUUGAGUUCCAUUUGUUUCAUACUCAAGCCAUUUUACAAUAUAGACAUGACCUAUUCUAGUGAAAUAUCUCAUGUCUUUUUUUUUAAGACUCCACCUAUAUGACACAUGCAGUUUUCAGUCCUCUCUUCUCUCAGAGAUAAAGAGAGAGAGACAGAGAGCUGAGGCUGAUGGAAAGGUUGCGGAGGUGGAAGGCUGACUAGGGAGGAAAGGAUGACAGAAACGAUCAUUAAAAAUGUGCUGCUUCUCCGUUACCUGGAGGCGUCCCUGCCAUUCCGGCUUCUUCUGUCUAAUAUCUCACUUGUCACUUCGUUACUCUGCCAGACGCCAAGGUUGCUGACAUGGCUGUGACACUGACAGAGAGAGAACAAGAAGGACAGAGCUGUGCGCUCCCAACAAUUCAAUUUGACUCAUUCAAUUUAGCUGAAUUCAAUUCAUCUAUUCAUUCUCUGCAUGUGCUCAUUCUUAUUCAGGGUCGCCGGUAAUUCAAUUCAAUUCAGCUCUUUCCUCUCAUUCUGUUUUUCUCUUUGUCUGUCAGAGCGCAGUCAUUUAACAACCGCCUUACCCAUUUCUUCAACCCGCCACUCACUUACCACCUCCACACCCCACAGCGCAGGUCCUACAGGGACACACACUAAUAGUGUAUGCUUAAGUUCACCGGACGGCCAUGGCAUAGGAAAAAGGGAUGGGUAAUUGCCUGUUUAUCCCAAGUGGAGGGAAAAUUGAGUACAGGAACCCCUGCCUUCUCCCAGGAGUGGGUUUCACUGAGGCGCUCGCUGCCUCAUUCACUCAUUCAAUCCCCCCGGCCCUCGCUCUGGCAGAAAUAAAAAAGUGCUACUCCAGGAACCCUGCUGACAGCUGUCUCUCCAACACACAGCCAUACAAACACACACACAUAUGCUUCCUACUUACAGGCCAGAAGGAUGACAAGAACGAGAUGACUUGUUAACCUUUAGUGAUGGAAGAGACAGGGGCAGAGAAAAAAUAGAGAAUAUUCUCACCACAGGAGAUGAAACUCUUCGUCUAGCAUUAACAUUACAGCCUUUGCCACAACACAGGAAGCUAACACUCCAGUAUGAAGGAUGGUGUGAGCUGGCAUUGAGUCUUAUCAUUAUUACUAUUUCAUUAAAACUAUCCCAACAUGUUUAAGUGGCAGAUUAAAUCCCUUAACAAAGCCAGAAAGCUCACACACGGAAUUGGACUGGCUGUAUAUACCCAAUAUAAUAAAAGUUAUCUUACUAAAAAUGUGCUGUGCCCAACAACCUCAGCUUCUCCACCACUCUAGAUCUGAGAAAAAACAAGUUUUCUGGCUUGUUUUUUUUUUUUUUAUUUUCUGCACAUCCCUCAUGUCCUGUUCUUUGCUGUCCAUUUCUCAGGCAGCAGCUGCAGUGCAUGACCUCUCUAUCUGUGUACUUGUGUGUGCCAGAAAAGAAAGCAGAAUAUCAUAGAAGAGAUUCCCUUACAACACCCUUUUCUCCUACACCCUACGGGCUCCUUGUGCGUCUUGCACGGUGCUGGUCAUGCCAGCAGAGCUCAGAGCUGCAAAGACGCUGGAAACAGAAGCUGAGAAAACGCACACAAACGACUGUCCAGCGCAGCCAGGGAGAGACGGAAGGGAGAGAUGAAGGGAAGGGAUUGGGCGUAGGAAGCGGUCUGGCUGGAGCCUUGCGGCAGUCACUUAACAAGGCAGGAGGAGAAAGAGAGAAACGUAGGGAGAGAGAGGAGAGAGCAGCAGGGCCAGGACUCCCCAGGACUCAUCACCAGCUUCUUCUUGAUUGCCUGCUGGAGAGCAAUCGAGCCACCCCUCACAUUUCCACCCCUAUCUCCUUCCCUCCUCUGAGAAAUGACCAUCAAUCCCCCCCGUCCAUCACCACUCCUUCAAGAAAGCCCCCGGUCUAAAUUUUGUCCUUCUUACCUCUCCAACCACAUGGGCCCAGGUGCUCUCUGCUACCUAGUGACCAGGCUAAGGGACGGCAGGAAGGCAUCACUUAGAGCGCCUCGCUGACCCAGGCCACUGGAGUGAAUCUUUAAUAUUUGAUUAGAGGAGCGUCAGGCAUCAAUUAUUCUGUAAUUCUACAUAGCACACAGAGAGAGGAGGAGAUAGAGUGGCUGACCUGUUAAUCACUGUCCGUUUAGUUCACAUCACUGAGGCGAGGGAGGACGAGAGGUGAUAUGGCAUGCAAACCUGUCCACUUAAUGUAGCUCAUGGAACAAAGUGGGAUUCAAAUGUUUGAUGGGACGUCAUUAGAAAUAUGCAGAUAGAAGAAAAAUACACACACGUGUGGGUUUGUAUAGAUGCUUCAGUCUCAUGUGUUAGGCUCUAAAAGAAAUAAAAAAAAAACCCUCAUUAAUUUGAACUGGAACCUGUGAAAUGUCAAAUCCUGAAAAAAAUACUGUAAAUUCAUGAAAUGUUUUCCAUUGUGCCAACCAUAUUUAACAGUCUUAAAGUAUAAAUAAGCUUGAAGACCUGGUGAAUUUAGAUUUUUUUUUGUUGUUGUUUUCACUUGUGUUUUUGUGUAUCCAAUGCAUUUGUGUCUGUGUCUUAAAAAGCCCGUGUUAAUGGCACUGGCACUCGACAGCGUUGCAUGGCUGCAUAGUCGCACUGCAAAGAACAAACACAGCAGAGGAGCUUAUAUCACUUUGGUGUCAAAAUGGUGAUUUGGAAGCCUCAUGAAUACUGUAUGUUACCUAAACAGGUGUUUCCCAUUUGCAGACAGGAGGAAAAAAAAAAGCUCCUCUUUUUAAAAGACUCUUUUCUUUGUUUUUUCUUUCCUUUUUGCCUUUCUUGUAUUUGUUUCUGUAUCAUAACUGUCUAUGGUUUUUGCAUAAAAUGCAUAAGGGUUUUGGGAUGUAAAUGGAAUUUUAUUCAUAUUUUGUCCAAAUACCUCUUGUAAUUUGUAUCAGAAUUCUUGUACAAUUUUUAUAUUAAAGAUUUAUCAGUCA